AUGAACAAAGCUGGUCUUAGGUCUCCUGAUGAAGUGUCCCUUGGAGAUACUAAUCAUCAAGAGAUGGUUCCAACUAAGAAGAGCGCUGUUCUCGUGGACGGGGUCAUACUGAAUGGUCCCACCACAGAUGCAAAGGCAGGAGAAAAGUUUGUUGAAGAGGCCUGUAGGCUAAUAAUGGAAGAGGUGGUUUUAAAGGCAACAGAUGUCAAUGAGAAGGUUUGUGAAUGGCAGCCUCCUGAACAACUGAAACAGCUUCUUGAUUUGGAGAUGAGAGACACAGGAGAGCCACACCACAGGCUGUUGGAACUCUGCCGGGAUGUCAUUCACUACAGUGUCAAAACUAACCAUCCAAGAUUUUUCAACCAGUUGUAUGCUGGACUCGAUUAUUACUCCUUGGUGGCUCGAUUUAUGACAGAAGCAUUAAAUCCAAGUGUUUAUACAUAUGAGGUGUCCCCAGUGUUUCUGUUAGUGGAAGAAGCGGUUCUGAAGAAAAUGAUUGAAUUUAUUGGCUGGAAAGAAGGGGAUGGAAUAUUUAACCCAGGUGGCUCAGUGUCCAAUAUGUAUGCCAUGAAUUUAGCUCGAUACAAAUAUUGUCCUGAUAUCAAGGAAAGGGGGCUGUCUGGGAUGCCAAGAUUAAUCCUUUUCACAUCUGCAGAGUGUCAUUACUCCAUGAAGAAGGCAGCCUCCUUUCUUGGGAUUGGUACAGAGAAUGUCUGCUUUGUGGAAACAGAUGGAAGAGGUAAAAUGAUACCUGAGGAACUGGAGAAGCAAAUCUGGCAAGCCAGAAGACAGGGAGCAGCACCAUUUCUUGUCUGUGCCACCUCGGGUACAACGGUGUUGGGCGCAUUUGAUCCGCUGGAUGAAAUAGCUGAUGUCUGCGAGAGGCAUGGCCUCUGGCUUCACGUGGAUGCUUCCUGGGGUGGCUCGGCUUUGAUGUCCAGGAAGCACCGCCGGCUCCUGCAGGGCAUCCGCAGAGCUGAUUCUGUGGCCUGGAACCCCCACAAGAUGCUGAUGGCGGGAAUUCAGUGCUGUGCUCUCCUUGUCAAGGACAAAUCUGGUCUUCUUAAGAAAUGCUACUCUGCCAAGGCAUCUUACCUCUUCCAGCAGGAUAAAUUCUAUGAUGUCAGCUACGACACAGGAGACAAGUCUAUCCAAUGUAGCAGGAGAGCAGAUGCAUUCAAGUUCUGGAUGACUUGGAAGGCCCUGGGCACAUUAGGCCUUGAAGAAAGAGUUAAUCGUGCUCUUGCUUUAUCUAGGUACCUGGUAGAAGAACUCAAGAAAAGAGAAGGAUUCAAGUUGCUGAUGGAACCUGAAUAUGCCAAUAUUUGCUUUUGGUACAUUCCACCGAGCCUCAGAGAGAUGAAAGAAGGACCUGAGUUCUGGGAAAAACUUAAUUUGGUGGCCCCAGCUAUUAAGGAGAGGAUGAUGAAGAAGGGCAGCCUGAUGCUGGGCUAUCAGCCCCACCGGGGGAAGGUCAACUUCUUCCGCCAGGUGGUGAUCAGCCCUCAAGUGAGCCGGGAGGACAUGGACUUCCUCCUGGACGAGAUAGACCUGCUGGGCAGAGACAUGUAGCUGUGGCUUUUGGUCCCCCAGAGGCACGGGUCUGUCCUGGGGAGGGUUACAGAUCCAGGAUGUCUGGGGACAGGCACAUAGGCGAUUACAGCCCUUCUCAUGAGAAAUAGGAAACAGCCCAUCCAAGCCCAGCAAAGCCAAAAUGCUAAGCGAAUAGUGUUUAGGACUCUAGCUGCCUGGGCACUACUGUUGCUGUAAAAGAGGAAGUGAAAAGUGAAUUUUCUCAAGGAUUAUUGCUGGGACCGAGAAUUGUAGAGAGUUUAGCAAAUACCAUGUGGUGCCUGGAAUCGAAGCUUUUGUUGCUCUUUGAAGAAUGUCUAAGUUAAUAGUUUAAAGCUGAGGUUCUCAAAGUGCAGUCCCUAGACUAGCAGUAUGAGCAUCACCUGAGAACUUGUUUAAAAUGCAAAUCCUUAGCCCUGCCUCCUACCUGCUGAAUCAGAAACUCUGGCGCCCAGUGGCGCCCAGUCUUCUUUCUGGGUUGUAAGGAGUCUUUCCGGGUGAUUCUCAGACAAGGUAAGACCUGAGAACCAGUGUUUUACUGAAACCUCGUAAUGACUGAAUAAUUGCUCUGAUGUUUUGCUAGCAAAGGAAUAUCGAAUAUUUCAGUGGUCCCUGGGCCAGGCUUUGAGAAUAUAGCCGUGGCAUUGGUAGCACAAAUGUUUAGGUGUGUCAGAAGUAUACGAGAGCUAUUUUUAAAAGAGAAGCUACUUAAGAUGUUUACUUUAUAAAGAUAUAUCUUUUAUGCGGGCUGAAUGUUUAUUCUCAAAAGUUGAAAUUAGCCAUUAUCCUAAAUUAUUUAGAGAGAAAAACAAACACUGUGUUGCAUGGCCCUUUAAAUCAAAGCAAUAAUCCUAAUUCACUUCUGAAAAUCAUUGUAUCAUUAGUUUGUCAUAGACGCUAGAUAUAUGUGUCUCUAACUAUGUACCUCUUUUGGCUUGAGGGGCCCAUUUCUUAGCUGGCUCUCUGCUUGUAGGAAAUAACCAGAAUGGAGUCCACAGUGAUACAUUCCCUUUCUCAGGCUUUGAAAUGUUAGUGUCGAUAUUUGAAUGGUUCAUAUUGGGCAGAGAUUCUGGGAAUUAGAAACCUUUCAGUGCAAAUACCUCCUCCAUUUUCCCUGGGAGUAGGUGAUGGUAGUUCUGUCUCUUGUCCUGCCCCUAGAUAUCUAGGAGAAUCUUAUUUAACUGAGAAAUAAGCAAAAUGCAGAGUUCAACUAGGUAAAAUUACGAAUCUAACUAGAGCGCCAAUUUGGAAAGCAAAUGAUUGGAAAGUUAGACUUAACACAUGAAUUAACCCUUGGUACUCCAUCAUUAACUUGUGUCGUUUAAAUUUUGAAGAGUAAAAAUCAGAUCUGUGUGUUCUCUGCUUUUAUUCCAUUUGUGGGUGUGUGGUUUCUUUGUAUCUCCACUGGGCAAAGUUCCCUUUCUGGUGAUAGGGAUUUGUGUUGUGCGCAUUCCAUUUCUCAUUGCCUUUUGUUUUACUAUCCUUAUAAAAUGUUCCUGAAAUGGAUGUUUGCAGUAAUGUGGGUCUCGUGAAAUAAAAAGC
Myotis davidii is the source of this 3114-nucleotide messenger RNA. RefSeq names its product glutamate decarboxylase like 1 (gene GADL1). Gene Ontology annotation, molecular function: pyridoxal phosphate binding; carboxy-lyase activity. Gene Ontology annotation, cellular component: cytoplasm. NCBI's taxonomy places the organism in Eukaryota, Metazoa, Chordata, Mammalia, Chiroptera, Vespertilionidae. The transcript has 15 exons. The record is from RefSeq and is a predicted model, not a curated record. Gene Ontology annotation, biological process: carboxylic acid metabolic process. The coding region runs from base 1 to 1572 and encodes 523 amino acids.